Molecule: messenger RNA, 2565 nt
Organism: Betta splendens (Siamese fighting fish)
Lineage: Eukaryota; Metazoa; Chordata; Actinopteri; Anabantiformes; Osphronemidae
Gene: foxa2
Product: forkhead box A2
Exons: 2
Coding region: 876-2120 (414 amino acids)
Biological process (GO): regulation of transcription by RNA polymerase II; anatomical structure morphogenesis; cell differentiation
Molecular function (GO): RNA polymerase II cis-regulatory region sequence-specific DNA binding; DNA-binding transcription factor activity, RNA polymerase II-specific; protein domain specific binding
Source: RefSeq, a predicted model, not a curated record
GGGGAGGAACAAGAAGUGUUUGUAGCCGAGUGAAACAUCUGGAGCCAGGUGAUGAUAUCGUAUGUAGUUUCCUAUCAAAAAGAUAUUUCUCUAUAAAAUAAAUUAAAUCAGUGGGAACCACAAUGUUCCACGUGUGGACCUCAUACAGUACAUUCUGUCGUGCAGCCAUAAAAUCAAUGUUCUCUGCAGGCGUUUAAAAACAUAAAACAUACUGUUGCAUUAAUAACUGGCUGAGUUUCUAUGCUUUGAAUAAGCCUGGCUAGAUACAUAUGGGUACUGUCUUUAACUGUUUUACUGUUGUCUAACUCGUUUGUCGUAUAGAGGCUUGGAAAUUCCUUAAACACAACGCGAUAAAAUGGAUCAGUAGAAGCACAGAACGAGCAGGUUGGAGGGUGUGCGUAAUGAAAGGAAGAGCGUCAAACGUGCCUUUAAAAAAAGAAAAAAAAAGAAAAAAAGAAACCCAGUCAAGAUACAAUAAGAUUAGUUUAUAAUGAAGCUUUUCAUAUGAAACUGUUCCUUUCAUUCGGCGCAGGUGUACAAUUGGGGUGGGGGGUGGAAGCUCGAGGAGUCUCGCGCCUAGGUGCGAGAAGAUUAUUCAAAUAGGGCCCAGGCAUAGAAGUGGGGAUUGGAGGCUUGCCUCGCGCGCGGCGCUAUAUCACAGCGUUAACAGGCAGCACGGAGCGUCAUUUGAACUCCAGUCACUGACGGACGCGUUUCGCGGCUGGCUCCGUAAGACACACAUGCGCCAGCCCCCCCCCCCCCCGACGACGGGACACGCCGACGACCCGCACACACUCUCCAUAGUCCCCAGUCACCUGCUAUUAGAGAGACUUUUGGCUUUUCCUCUGCUGGGAGACGCUUGGUGAAAGUCCUCCAUGAUGCUUGGAGCAGUUAAAAUGGAAGGACACGAACACACCGACUGGAGCACCUACUACGGAGAGCCCGAGUGUUACACCUCAGUUGGCAACAUGAACACGGGCCUCGGGAUGAACUCGAUGAACACCUACAUGAGCAUGUCCGGCAUGAGCACCACCGCCAACAUGACGGCCAACUCCAUGAACAUGUCCUACGUCAACACGGGCAUGAGCCCCUCCAUGACCGGCAUGUCGCCGGGCGCCGGCGCCAUGAACGGCAUGGGCGCGGGCAUGACGGCCAUGAGCGCCGCCCUGAGCCCCAGCAUGAGCCCCAUGACCGCGCAGCCCGCGUCCAUGAACGCCCUGACGUCCUACACCAACAUGAACGCCAUGAGCCCCAUCUACGGACAGUCCAACAUCAACAGGUCCAGGGACCCUAAGACCUACCGCAGGAGCUACACGCACGCCAAGCCGCCGUAUUCCUACAUUUCUCUCAUCACCAUGGCCAUCCAGCAGUCUCCCAGUAAGAUGCUGACACUGGCCGAGAUCUACCAGUGGAUAAUGGACCUCUUCCCCUUUUACCGGCAGAACCAGCAGCGCUGGCAGAACUCCAUCCGCCACUCGUUGUCGUUCAACGACUGCUUCGUCAAAGUGCCCCGAUCCCCGGAUAAACCCGGCAAAGGCUCCUUUUGGACGCUCCACCCGGACUCCGGGAACAUGUUCGAGAACGGCUGCUACCUGCGGCGGCAGAAGCGCUUCAAGUGCGACAAGAAGAUGGGCAAGGACGGCGGCCGCAAGUCGGGCGACGGCGGCUCCUCCAACAGCAGCUCCGAGAGCUGCAACGGCAACGAGUCCCCGCACUCGAACGCGUCGUCCGGCGAGCACAAGAGGUCCCUGUCGGACAUGAAGGCGAGCCAGGCCCUGAGCCCGGAGCACGCGGCCGCCUCCCCGGUGGCACAGGGGCAGCACCUCAUGUCGCAGCAUCACUCGGUGCUGGCGCACGAGGCGCACCUGAAGCCCGAGCACCACUACUCCUUCAACCACCCCUUCUCCAUCAACAACCUCAUGUCCUCGGAGCAGCAGCAUCACAAAAUGGACCUAAGGACUUACGAGCAGGUGAUGCAUUACUCCGGCUACGGCUCCCCGGUCGCCGGGGCUCUUUCCAUGGGCUCCAUGGCGGGGAAAGCCGGUCUGGAUUCGUCGUCCAUACCGGACACGACUUACUACCAGGGCGUGUAUUCCAGGCCGAUCAUGAACUCCUCGUAAAGCGUACGAACACUUCACGCCUGCAUUUAACGUGGACUUUAUUUCCCGUCAAUUUGUACAUUUGUAAAAAAAUUAUAGAGUUUGUGUACAAUAUGUAUUUCAGAUAUUUUUGACGUUUCCCACCAUUUUAGUUGUCGAGUUCGUUAGUAGCCUAAUUAUUUUGGAAAAAGGAUGUUGACAAUAAUAACAAGAAUAAUAAUUAGAAGUAAUGAUAAUGUGACACGAGAUCUGUUCAGAAGUCGGCUUCAGGAAUGGACCCAAAGACAUACAACAGCUUGCUGUAAUAUAGCCUACGUCUGCGUAUGUGGAUUCCUAAAUGAAUUUAAACGCCUCGCAGGAUUUCUUCAAUCAUUUGUGUAAUUCCUAUUUAUGGCUUGUAUAUGUGUAUUCUUGUAGUGACAAGAGCAAAAUCUAUAUUAAAGUGUUAUUGGUUUUGUUUUCUGAA